GUUUGCAUCACUAACGGGGCCCGCCUUAACACUCCUCACAAUAAGGAGGGGUCUGAGGGUUCAUCUCUUGCUCAUUUAUAACUGCCCCCGAAGCUAAGCCUUUAAUAAACACGAGUUAGAGGAAAGGCGGCGAGCAGGGGGGUCCUCAUACCUGCCCUUGUCAGCCUGUCUGAGCCAGGGAUUUACUUGCAACUAAACGGAUGCCUUCUGUGGGGUCCCGAGAUUGGGAGAGGCUUUCCUGACUUGGGGAAGCGAUAGAGCACAAGACACUUUUUUUUCCAGGAAAAGGUUUAAGGCAAAGUUUUAAGCCAAAUUGAGCGCCCGUCUGUAUUGGGCAGGAGAGAAACACCAAAUUUUGAGAUUUAUCUGUCUGGUGUUGUGGCUUGCAAAAAUGUCAUCUAGCGUUCAGACAUUCCGCGCCCAUAAAGGACAAUUCGCCGAUCAACUGGUCAACAACCGGAAAAGCCAAUGUGCAGAUAAUGAGAAAACCCAGCAAAAUCAAACAGAUGAAUUGGAUUCCAAGGACCCCUCCAUUAAGAAAAAGCAGAGGCGCCAAAGAACACACUUCACAAGCCAACAACUGCAGGAGCUGGAGGCAACUUUUCAAAGAAACCGAUACCCGGACAUGUCGACCAGGGAGGAGAUAGCUGUCUGGACGCACUUAACCGAAGCACGAGUAAGGGUGUGGUUUAAAAAUCGCAGGGCCAAGUGGAGGAAAAGGGAGCGCAACCAACAGGCCGAGCUGUGCAAGAAUGGGUUUGGCGUCCAGUUCAACGGAGUCAUGCAACCCUACGAUGACAUGUAUUCCGGCUACUCCUACAACAACUGGGCUACCAAGAGUUUGACCAGCAGCCCCCUGUCGGCCAAGAGCUUCCAAUUCUUCAACUCCAUGAACGUCGGGCCCCUAUCCACGCAGCCCAUGUUCUCUCCCCCCAGCUCGAUCUCAUCUAUGACCAUGCCGGCCUCCAUGGUUCCUUCUGCGGUGCCCGGGAGCAGCCUGAAUAAUUUAAACAGCUUGAACAACCUUAACAACCCCAGCCUCAACUCGGCCAUGACCGCCGGCGCCUGUCCUUAUGCAUCUUCUGCCAGCCCCUACUCGUACCGAGAUACCUGCAACUCAAGCCUCGCCAGCUUGAGGCUCAAGGCAAAACAGCACACCAAUUUCGGCUACCCGGGAGUCCAGAACCAGGUGUCCAACCUAAGUCCGUGUCAAUAUGCUGUGGACAGACCUGUAUGAGCCUAAUGGUUGUUGUUAACAUUCGGUUUCACCCUAAAUAUAUGACCUUUGACCCCUCAAUGUACAUCACCAGUCCCUUGACAGCGCUGGCUGAAACAGUGCCUGUCCUACUGCGAAGACAACUUCCCAUUUCACGUUGGACAGGUUUUAGAGAGCUUUCAUGAAAGUGUUAUACUCGUAACUAUUGCAGACAAAAAAAAUGUUAAUGAUAUACAAUCCAAAAUAUGCAUGACCAUUACAAUCCGCCUUCUAGAUUGUAAUGCGGGGUCUGCUGUAUAUAUAAUGAACUUUUUUGUUUUCCUUUUGUAUGUGAAAUAAUUAUAGUGUUUUUAAAGGUUAAAAGAAAGCAUGUCCUCUAACUGCAUACCUAUGGUCACUUGACUUGCGCCUUGGUUAAUAGAUUAGGAAUAGAAAGACUGAUCUGUUGUGAAUGACUCACUGUUGUAUAUCCUCACACAGUCACUCUCAUGUAGUCCUGCACCGCCUCUAUACUGCUCACAAAACGACCUUUUAUGCAUUUUUUUCAUUCAGCGGCUCAUCAGCGUUUGACCACAAGUCCACAUCCCUUUCAACACAUCCCCACUUUGUAAUCUGAGAAUUGCUGCAGGUUAAUGGGCUCGUUUUUCUGUGGGUCUUUCCUUAAUUUGUCGAGUUAUGAAUAUUUGUAACGGUUUGGCUUGAUGCUGGUAGCUCUAGCAUUUCUCAUUUAAUCUACUGUGCGCAUCAAUCUCCAAAAAGGCCAAAGUUUACAGACAAGAUAGCUUGAUUUGCACACUGGCUAAUGCUUAAUAAACAGAUUCUACAA
Rhincodon typus (whale shark) is the source of this 2042-nucleotide messenger RNA. RefSeq names its product paired-like homeodomain 3 (gene pitx3). Gene Ontology annotation, molecular function: RNA polymerase II cis-regulatory region sequence-specific DNA binding; DNA-binding transcription factor activity, RNA polymerase II-specific. Gene Ontology annotation, biological process: regulation of transcription by RNA polymerase II; anatomical structure morphogenesis. NCBI's taxonomy places the organism in Eukaryota, Metazoa, Chordata, Chondrichthyes, Orectolobiformes, Rhincodontidae. Gene Ontology annotation, cellular component: nucleus. The record is from RefSeq and is a predicted model, not a curated record. Bases 392 to 1237 code for a protein of 281 amino acids. The transcript has 3 exons.